AUGUCCAUGCUAGUCCGCCCUCCGAAGAGAAAGCUCACCGAGACCCUCGACGAUGGCCCUCGGAAACACAUCCUGAACUCCCCCACGUCGUUGUCACGACCCCCUUCCCGUCGGUUGAGUGAGCACCGGGACGAAUCCCGAGAUUCAUCCUCCCGGCCGCCCUCUCUCAGAGACUUGCAUUCCAACCGUGGAUCCCCGGUGCUGGUCGAAAAUGGCCACCUGCAGACUCCCCGGACGUUCAGCCCCAAAGCAUCCAUUGUUCUGAUUGGAAUCCGAGGUACUGGAAAAUCUAGUUUGGCUGUCAUCCUUGCAGCAACAUCUGGAAGGCGUCUCAUCGAUGCCGACCGCUACUUCCAUCAGAGCGUCGGAUGCCCUCGCGCAGUGUUUAAAAAGGAAAACGAUGGACUCGUCUAUCGCCAGCAGGAAGCUCGGGUCUUCGAAUCGAUGCUGGCGGAUAACCAGGAAGGCUGCGUGAUAGUCUGCGGGGCUGGCUCGAUGGAGAGGAACGGCCAAAGACUGCUCAGAGAAUAUGCGCAGACACACCCAGUCAUCCAUGUGAUUCGAGAUCCAGAGAGUAUUCAAUUGUACUUGAAAGCAUGGGAUACACAAAAGGUCCGACACUUCCUGGACUUGUCCGGACCGAUAUACCGCGGAUGUUCCAAUUUGGAAUUUUUCAACCUGUCGGAGACUCGAAGCGACUUGACCGCGGAAAGUGAGGAGUCGCCAGCACACAGAACGGAACCCAGAUCACAUACGUCGAUACCGUUCCUCACACUAAAACGAGUCCAGCGAGAUUUUCUGCGAUUCAUUGCUUUCAUAACCGGGGACAUCGCGGAACUCAAUAGCCAGCAUGCAUCCUUUCCGCUGUCGCUGUUACCGGUGGAAUCCCGAAACUACACAACCGCAGUCUCGGUGCCGUUCUCCAGGGUCGGCGAACAGGGCAUAGACAUCGAGGAGUUAGAGUUCAGUGCUGAUGCCUUUGAGCUAGCCAUCGAUGUGACGGAUUCCUCUGGUCAGCCGGGCCUUGACUCAAGUCUUGCGGACAGCAUCAGCCAGGCGAUUGCAACCAUUCGCCGCAACAUCAUUGUGCCUUUAAUAUAUCACGUGGAAAGCUACACUCCCGCUGGCACUCGUUCCCCUAGCCAGGCCCCCAUACGCAGCUCGGAUGAGACUUACUUGAACCUCGUGCGGCACGGGCUGCGGUUGUCUACGGGGUUCUUGACCGUAGAUCUCUCUCGUGAUGAUCACAUUCUCUCACAGAUCAUCUCUGCGAGCGGACGAACAAGAAUUAUUGGGCAUUUUGAAGCCUUCCAACCUCUCCCUGGUGGCUGGGAUGGAGAUGGCUAUAUGAAGGUCUAUGAAAGGGCCAGGAGAUUAGGCUGCGAUAUCGUGCGCCUCUGCCAACCAGCCGAGACACCAGAAGACAAUAUCGCUGUGCAAAGAUUCCGCCAUCGAGUCCACAGUCUGCCCGUCACCCCUCUCUCUUUAGUAGCAUACAAUACAGGUCCGCUGGGGCGCACGUCUCGCUGCUUCAACCCCGUUCUCUCCCCAGUCACACAUCCUUCUCUGGUGACGGAAAGCCGCACCCACUUGCGAUCAUGGAUCACAGCGCGUGAGGUCCAGCAGUCUCUCUACAGUUCCUUCGCCUUGGAUCCCAUGCAAUUCUUCGUCUUCGGUGCCAAUACCACCUAUAGUAUGUCUCCGGCAAUGCACAACACUGCCUUCAAAAUCUGCGGUUUGCCGCACAAUUAUUCUAUCCACCAAUCACCUACUUUACGGGGCCUCAACGAUCUGGUCGAGAAUCAAUACUUUGGGGGAUCCAGUGUCAGUCUGCCCUACAAAACUGAAUGUAUUCCUCUUCUCCACUCGAUGUCUACCCACGCUCGCGCCAUCGGUGCCAUCAAUACCCUUAUCCCGAUUCGCAACGUUCGAGAUCUUGACAACGUCCAAUUACAAGAGUCCUCCGUCUUCCUUGAAAAGUGUCGCGCGGGUCCUAUCAAGGGUCUCCACGGUGACAACACCGACUGGAUCGGAAUCUGCAACUGUAUUCGCCGUGGACUCUCUCCCGCCAACGCAGUGCGCGCAUCCACCACCGGCCUGGUCAUUGGCUCUGGUGGAAUGGCCCGCGCCGCAAUCUACUCCAUGAUCCAUCUCGGCGUCCAGCAUAUCUUCGUUUACAACCGCACGCUGGCCAACGCCGAGCGGCUAGCCCACCACUACAACCGACAAGAUCUUCAUUCCAAGGAGGCCAGCGGGUCUGGCCGUCCUACAGUCCGUAUUCUGGAGUCUCUGUCAGAUUCCUGGCCUGCCGACUUCAAACAACCCACCAUCGUCGUCUCGGGUAUUCCCGCUCACAGCAUUGGCGGCGAGCCCGCACCUAACUUCCAAAUGCCCUCUCAGUGGCAGGAGAGCGCUACAGGUGGUGUUGUUGUUGAAUUGGCAUACAAACCCCUCAACACUCCUCUCAUGAAACAAACCCGAUCCCUCUCGCACCGCGGCUGGGUAGCCUUGGAUGGUCUCGAUGUUCUUCCAGAGCAAGGCUUUGCGCAAUUUGAAUUGUUCACUGGCCGUCGCGCCCCACGACGGGUAAUGCGAAGUAUCGUACUCCAGGAGUACAAAGACGACGAAGGAAAUGACGAUCAUGACGCAAUCCAGGAUAGGUUGCAGCAGAUGGAUGGACAGCCAUCUUGA
Messenger RNA from Penicillium olsonii, 2691 nucleotides. The record is from the annotation of a GenBank genome assembly. NCBI's taxonomy places the organism in Eukaryota, Fungi, Ascomycota, Eurotiomycetes, Eurotiales, Aspergillaceae.